CCCGCUCUGUGAGAGGGUGGGGGAGCGAGCGAGACAGAGAGCGGCAGGGAAGCGUCCUCUUUCUCCGAGCUGCCACCCCGGGACGUCGCGGGACUCCGCUCCGUGAGGGCACCGGCCGGGAGUCAGGAGCAGGACAGCCCUCUCUCUCUUCUACGUCCACCCCAUCUACCGAGGCGGGAGCGCCCUCGGCGGGCAGCGGGGUGACCGCGCCCCCCCCCCCUCCUCCCCGCCCGGCGCGCAGCCGCUGCCCCCUUCCAGCUGGAGUCGUGAUCCCUUCGCCGCCCCUCUUCUCCUCAGGCUCCAUCCUCCGCCCCGCCCGCCCUCGAGCCGCCCGUCCCGAGAAGAGAGCCCGACACUUGUUGCUGACGGGAUGGUCACCGGCCCGGCCGAAUAGGCAGGGACCGCCGAACCCGUCGCGGGAGAGGACCGGUGCGGCCGGCGUCCAGGGCCCGGCCCCUUUGGGGGCCUCCGGGGGGAUCUCGGAGUGUUUCCUCUCAGCGCCCGGAGGUGACGGCUGCCCCGGAGGCGUGAGGACUUUCCUCGGCCCUCGUGGGGAUCGCGCCCGGCAAGACCGCCCGCCCCGGAUGGUGACGGCGGGCUGAGGGGGCACCGCCAGACGCCUCCCGCCACCUGGUCGCCCGGAGGCUGGCCGCCCUCGGCAGGAGGGAAGAUGUCCUUCUUCAACUUUCGUAAGAUCUUCAAGCUGGGUGGUGAGAAGAAGAAGAAACAAUACGAGCACGUCAAGAGGGAUUUGAACCCUGAGGAGUUCUGGGAGAUUAUAGGAGAGCUGGGAGAUGGUGCUUUCGGUAAAGUGUUCAAGGCUCAGAACAAAGAAACAAAAGUACUGGCAGCUGCAAAGGUGAUUGAUACUAAAUCAGAAGAAGAACUUGAAGAUUAUAUGGUCGAGAUUGAUAUUUUGGCAUCCUGUGAUCAUCCCAAUAUUGUUAAGCUCUUAGAUGCUUUCUACUAUGAAAACAAUCUGUGGAUCCUGAUCGAAUUUUGUGCAGGUGGAGCAGUAGAUGCAGUAAUGUUGGAGCUUGAAAGGCCAUUAACAGAGCCCCAGAUCAAAGUGGUGUGCAGGCAAACACUAGAAGCAUUGAACUACUUGCAUGAAAAUAAGAUCAUCCACAGAGAUCUAAAAGCUGGCAAUAUUCUCUUUACAUUAGAUGGUGACAUUAAACUAGCGGAUUUUGGGGUAUCGGCUAAGAACACAAGGACAAUACAAAGAAGAGAUUCUUUCAUUGGGACACCGUAUUGGAUGGCUCCAGAAGUAGUAAUGUGCGAGACCUCUAAAGACAGGCCUUAUGAUUACAAGGCUGAUAUUUGGUCUCUUGGCAUUACUUUGAUAGAAAUGGCUCAAAUAGAGCCACCUCAUCAUGAAUUAAAUCCGAUGCGAGUGCUUCUGAAAAUAGCAAAAUCUGAUCCACCUACAUUAGCACAGCCUUCAAAAUGGUCAUCAGAUUUUAAAGAUUUUCUAAAGAAAUGUUUGGAAAAGAAUGUAGAUGCAAGGUGGAGUGCAACUCAGCUUCUACAGCAUCCAUUUGUUACUGUUACAUCCAAUAAACCAAUAAGAGAACUGAUUGCAGAAGCUAAGGCUGAAGUUACAGAAGAGGUUGAAGAUGGUAAAGAUGAAGAUGAAGAAGAAGAAACAGAAAAUUCUCUGCAGUUACCUGCAGAGAAGCGUGCGUCCUCUGACCUUAGCAUCGCCAGCUCCGAAGAGGAUAAACUUUCGCAGAAUGCCUCUGUUCUGGAAUCUCUGUCUGAGAAAACAGAAAGUAAUGCAAUUGAGGACAAAGCCAGCAUCACGUUUCCUGAUGGCAAAACAACUGUUGAAUCUGAGGACAUUAAAUUUAGGAAACCAGCUGAUAAUGUAUGUGAUGCUACUCUUGGUGAUACAAAAGUGCAGAAUGGUUCUGUGCCAACUGGUGAAGAUGAGCAAGGCAAAACGGUGCCAGCUGAAAACAAGGCAGAAAGCCUGGAAAAACCAUGUGAAGAUACAGAACCCCUGAAUGCAGAGAAAGAACUUGAUAUGGUAGCAAAAUCAGAAACAGAGGAUGAACCCAGCCUAAAAACAGAGAAAGAAAAUGACGUGGAAAAUGAACAGAAAGAAGAUGAUAAACUGAAAAUAGUACCUGCAAUAGAAAAUAACACAGAAAAUGAAGAAACCAUUUCUAAGGAAACUGGUGAAAAAGAAGAGGAGAACAGAACAGAUCUCUCAGAAAGACAGAAAGAAGAGGUCUCUGAAGAAAAUACUACAGAGCAAAAGGAAGAUAAAGAUGAAGCUCAGAAAGAGGCAAUAAUAGACACCGCUACAGAAACUCUACCUAAUGCUGCAGGUAAAGUGGCUGAUGAGGAAAAGGACCUAAUAAAGCAUGGAAUUGACAACAUUAAGGAGAUCGGUGGUAUUGCUGAAACACAGAUCCUUGAUGGGGAUAAAAUACCUGAGAGAGAGGAUAAGCCAGUGGAAAGUCAGGCUAAGCAGGUCCAUGAGAUAAUCAGCUCUGAAGAAACUCUGUCCGAAAGCCAAGAUAAAGCGAUCAAAGUAGACAAGAAACUGGCAGAAAGUGAAAAUGAGGAGAUUGAUAAUAUAAGCAGUGUGGAGGAAACAGAGAUUGAAGGCUCUGGGAAAGACUAUGUAGACCAGAAGGUAACACAGAGCAAGCCUGAGGAUAAUUAUAAUAAACUGACUGAUCAGGACCAAAAUUCAGAAAAGCACAGACCUGAGAGUAUCCAGGAAAACAAUAUUGAGGUAGACAAAGAACAUUCUGAAGUUACUGCUGAUGAAAUAAUGAAGAAUAAGCCUCAAGAUACCGUCAAUGAACAAGCCAAUGACUCUGAAGUCACUCCAGUCCCCAGCAUUAGUAUUAGCGCCGAAGACAAUGAGGAGAAAGUCAAACCAGAUAACCUGGACAACACUGAAUCUUUACAGCAGCUAGAAUCGGAGAAUUUGAAGGAAAAUGAUGCAGAUUCAGGCACUGGUUCUGCAGCUGAUAACAGCAGCAUCGAUUUGAACUUGUCUAUUUCUAGUUUCCUUAGUAAAAACAAAGAGACGGGAUCAAUAUCUUUACAGGAAACUAGAAGACAGAAGAAAACUUUAAAGAAAACUCGGAAAUUUGUUGUUGAUGGAGUAGAAGUGAGUGUAACCACAUCAAAAAUAGUUACUGAAAAUGACUCAAAAAGUGAAGAAAUGCGAUUUCUACGGCGUCAAGAGCUAAGGGAGCUGAGACUUCUUCAGAAAGAGGAGCAGAGAGCCCAACAGCAGCUCAGUAAUAAGCUUUUGCAACAGCGAGAACAGAUGUACAGACGUUUUGAGCAGGAAAUGACAAGUAAAAAACGACAGUAUGAUCAAGAAAUAGAAAAUCUAGAGAAGCAGCAGAAACAGACAAUCGAGCGUUUGGAACAGGAGCACACAAACCGCUUACGAGACGAAGCAAAACGCAUCAAAGCUGAACAGGAGAAGGAACUGUCCAAGUUCCAGAGCAUGCUGAAGAACAAAAAAAAGGAGGAGCAGGAAUUUGUGCAGAAACAGCAACAAGAACUGGAUGCAUCUCUGAAGAAAAUAAUUCAGCAGCAGAAGACAGAACUAGCCACUAUUGAACGGGAUUGCCUCAACAACAAACAGCAGCUCAUGAGAGCUCGGGAAGCUGCGAUCUGGGAGCUGGAAGAACGACAUCUACAAGAGAAACAUCAGCUCCUCAAACAGCAACUCAAAGAUCAGUACUUCAUGCAGAGACACCAGCUGCUUAAGAGGCAUGAAAAAGAAACAGAACAAAUGCAGAGAUAUAAUCAGCGCCUUAUCGAGGAGUUAAAGAACAAGCAAACCCAGGAAAGAGCAAGGCUGCCUAAAAUCCAGCGGAGCGAAGCAAAGACUCGGAUGGCUAUGUUUAAGAAGAGCUUAAGAAUCAAUUCAUUAGCCUCUCCAGACCAAGAUCGUGAAAAAAUUAAGCAGUUUGCUGUUCAAGAAGAAAAGAGACAGAAGAAUGAGAGACUGGCUCAGCAUCAGAAACACGAGAACCAGAUGCGGGACCUUCAGCUGCAGUGUGAAGCAAACAUCAGAGAGCUGCAUCAGUUACAGAAUGAAAAAUGCCAUCUCCUGGUUGAGCAUGAGACUCAGAAACUGAAGGAGCUGGAUGAAGAGCACAGCCAGGAGCUGAAGGAAUGGAGAGAGAAAUUGAGACCAAGAAAAAAGACGCUGGAAGAAGAAUUUGCCAGAAAACUGCAGGAACAGGAAGUUUUCUUUAAAAUGACUGGAGAAUCUGAAUGCCUUAACCCUUCCACACAAAGCCGGAUUUCCAAGUUCUACCCAAUCCCCAGCCUUCACUCCACUGGCUCAUAACUCUGGGAACUGCUGCAGGCUUUUUCCAUAUUUGGAAUUCUCCAUCCUCAUCGUCUGACCUGACCUGACCUGCGCCGCACAUCUGAGGACCUCACUCUUCUCGUGCUCAGUGGAGACAAUCAGUGGCAUGAUCCAUGUCUUUACUUCUCUGAAUGGAAGCAAAGAACAAAGGCGUUGGUGUAUAACGGUAACGUCACGUCCUUCAGAUGUUUCAAGCAUAAGUGGGGGUUUUAUCUCAGUCUCCAAAAGUGUAUUAUCUGUGGGUUGGACUUUAAGCCUAAAAUAUUAAUUCUACUCUUUUCUGAUCACAAAAAGUUGGUUUCUCAUGUGAACAUUGCAGCGGUGUAAUAUUGGUUCUGCUACUGUGUUUCUAAGGGUCCGAUUUCUCCAUGAGAGAAUCCCACAACUGCCGGGAGAGGUUCAACGUUUUAUAAUGUUGAGCGGUGUCUUCAUGGCAAAAGACUGAAACUGAUUACUCAGAACACUCCAACAGUCAGAAAAACAAACUCUUUUGUUUCAACACCAUUGGGCAAAGCAAAAGCCUUUGCAACUUCUUUUAAAAGAAACCUCUGGCGUAAAUCAAGCUGAGCUGAUCUCCAGGACACGUUUUGUCCCUCAGUUCCAUAACGAAAUGGGGUGCUAGUUUCAUGAACACAGUGCCUGAAACACUUGGAGAUGCUGAUCCUGGCAACAGGAUAGUGUUUUGUCAUUUAAAAAACAAACAAAACUCCUUAGCGUUGUGGUUACUGUACAGACCAGAAGAUUUCUUGCUGCUACUGCCAUUUUUGUUGUAAAUCCUCACCCUGAAAUAUUUUGCACUAAAAUAUGUAAAGGUGAAAGAAAUGCUAACUUUGAAAUGCACAGUUUAUUCUUUUCCUUAGCCUAGUGCAGGUGGCCAGUUCUACAAAGUGAAGAACUGUAGAAUGUAUUUAGUAGGAAGCGGUGUGCAAAGUGCACGUGGUUUCUCUAACUGUACCUGCCAUGGGUAGAGCCAUUUUUCUGUUCUUACCAAAGCCUGUUUGUUUAAACUCCGUCAGGAAAGUGGAGGUGGGUGGUCAUAUUUAUAAAUAUCCAUGGCUAAAGUCUGGUGUGAUUAGAAGUGUCAGAUGAUUGGAUUUGUUCUUUUUUUAGUCAUUUUAUUUUAUAGAAAGAUUUAAGUUAAAUAUAUAGACAAACUACAUGAAGCUGGGUUUUUGCUUUUGUGUUGCCACAUGACUAACAUAGGCAGGUUUUAUUUUUCCAGGUGGUAGGUGUGCUGUAAGUUAUUUGCUUCUCAUAGAGCUGAGAGAGCGAUGCAACGGUGUUAGGUCACUUUUACCGCACUCCUUUUGUGGUCAGAGUGCGAGUCACAUCAAGACGGUAUUACAAGCUGUGCUUUGGUAUGCUGGAGUUCCAAGUGUAAAAAUAGUCUUUGCUUUCUGGUUUGUGAGGCCUGACUUUUCGAGUCUCUUUGGGUAUCGGCUGCAACCGUUUUGUUUCGCUCACUUUGCACCGUACGUGCCGCUGACGGCCGUUACGGGGUGCUCGUUUCAUGGGAACAGUGUUGAUGCACGUGAACGAGCUCAUGGGUUAACACGGGACUUUAAUCGGAUGUGGCUGAAGUCUUGGCUGCUGAAAUCCUUGGAUAUUGAGCUGAUAUCUUCUCGAUGGAGAUGCUUAAUUAGCAGCACAGUUUAAGAAAUAAAUAAAUUGAAAGAUGCAUGUUUUAAUUUAAGUUUUGUAACUUUUGGUAGCAUAAUUACUUUAAUAGCUAGCCUUAAUUUCUGGUGGUUUAUGAUAUCAGUGUGUAUUGUGUACUGUUGUCAAUUCACACACCAUAUCCCUAGCUCCUGAUCUGUUGCUAAAUGCAAAGUUCUUUGAAUGGUUUAUUUGGUAGGGUGAAAAAUGUCUCUGAAGCCUUUUUACCUUCUAAGCUCCACCAACCUAAAUUGGCUGUUAACUAAAAUAGCAUUCAAUAAUCUUCGUGUCUGUAUUGAGCAGGGUUUGUUUGCAGUUCCGUAUGCUGUAGGCUCCGUGCUUUGCUCAGGUACCUGCUAAGUCAAUCAGGGAAGGCAGAUUUCUCCUGGAUCAUCUCUACCUUCAUCCACGUUAAAUCCUCAGAGGGGAACAUUGAACUUCUCCGUCCCUUUGUAGCAGUUUCAGUGAUAACUUGCUGAUUAUAUUGGCACGCUGGUUACCUCUGGCCAAAUCUUUCCAAUCUUUUGUUUGAAGAGCAUUUUCACGUGAGCCCUUAGGAUCUGAUCUCACUAUGAAUUGUGCAAGUAAGUAACUUGAGUUGUGUGGUGGAGGGAGGGAGGGAAGGAGCACAGGAACCACAGCCUCAGUGGGUGCUGGCUCAGGCCUGUGGCCGUGGAGCACUGUGAAGCAGCUGCAGCCUCCUCAGCUGUGCUCAGAGUUGUUACCAAGCCUGAAAAGAUGUGUAUUUCUGGGGAAUAACAGGAACUAGCUUGGAUACUUACACGUUUAGGCUGAUAAAAUUGGUUGUAAGUACUGCAGAACGUGAAAGAGGUGUCAAAUAUUAUAUCAAUGCCAUAAAAUUCGAUUAAAAUGAAUUUAGUCUCGCGUAGGCCUGGAAGAGAUCUGAGAUACCAAAUCCAACCUCUGCACUGUCACCUCUCGCCUCCCUUUAGUAAAUGUCAGAAGCUCCUUCUCCAGAGCCGGUAGCUGUGGUUUUCUUGGCCAAAACAAUGUACUUUCUUACUGCUUGGCACAUCUCAUUUCCCCCUGUGCCCUUCAGAUGAUGACCACAGCUUGGCAUUUGCUCACCUUUGUGGUUUACUCCACAGAGUGCACAGGAGAGCAAACCAAGGUGAUAAAAUGCAGGAGCUGCAGGGCAGUGUGUGUCUCAUCCUCUUGUGUUUACAGCUGAUCCUUGCAAAACCCCUGCCUACAGGCUUCCAACAGAUUCAGACCUCACAACUCCUCCUUGAGCUCUCAGAGCAGAUUUUGGUACCUGCUAAGCCAGGUUCCCUGGGAUCAGGCCUGGUGUCUGCAGGAGCCAGUGCCUCAACUCAUCCCAACAGUUACCAGAGCUCAGCUGGUUUGUGUAGUCCUCUGCUCUCCCCACUGCUGAUAGCUGAGGCAGUUCCUGAGCCAACCAGACCUGGGGGGAGUGGGUCUUGCUGCCUCCUCCUUACAAGAUUCUGCACCUGGAAUAAGUUGUGCACGUUGCUGAGCGGGGCUGCCUGGGGAGGGGCCUGUCCCAGCCCUCAGCCUUCUGACAUCCUGGGACAACUUUGCUGUUUACUUUGGCGAAGGGGAAAUACUCCAGCAUCUGUCCCUCUCCCAGUGCCACAGAACAGAUUUGUUUCUGUUCCCAAGCUCUGCUGACUCCGUGGGAACCACGUAUGACGUGGAAAGGUACGAUAUUGAGGUGGUUAUUCCUGUGAGCAAUUAGAUAGAUCCUGGUUCAUUAAUACCUUCUAAAGGAAAACCUUUAACGGCAUUGAUGCCUGAGUCCCAAGUCAGGGCUGGUGGCACCUUCCUGACAGUGCUCUUUACUCCAGAGACUUUUCACGGCACUUUUAAGAUACUGAUACUCCUUUUUUUCAGACAAUAUCCUUUUAAAAUUACAUUAAUGGAUAAUCACUGUCUAAUCAAUCACGUGGCUUUCAAAUAUUCUGUCCCAGAGGACUUUAUUAGAACUCCAUGCUACUCAUCUUUUUUUCUUAGUAAAUAGAAAACUUGGCACCUGAACUAAGACAGAGCCAAGCAGUGACAGAGCAAAGCAGUGAUGUCAUUACUGUCAUCACACCACAAUGUCUUUCAUGGACACAGUAUCACAAAGGAGGUUUGACUCUCCACCUGUAGCAGUACCUGUCUUGCAAGCAUUUCAAGGAUGCUUUGGUACAGGAGAGGUUUGAAUAAGGAUUUUUAAAUUCAGGCACUUCAGUCUGCUUUUAGUUAGCCUGAUUUUCAGUGCUGCAGCUCCUAGGGCUGCUGAAAAACCAGGGCACAGAUUGAUGGGCAAAUAAGCUCAGUGCUAGUUGCUUCCACUGAACUGCUUUUUGGUUAAUCUGCCAUGGGGAAGUGGGGUGAGAUUUUGAGGACAGUCUUUGGAGGAAAGGGCAGGAGGAGUGUUUAGGAUGGGCACUAGGGAGAUAACUUGCUUUUGUAUUAGCAUUUACAAUGUGGCCAUUUUAGCUCAAAAUCUGUGCUUCUGCAUCUCAGAAACUGCCUUCCAUUGAUGUGUCCAUGCACAUCUCCCAUUCCCAGGCUUCUGCCAGCUUCCCAGCAGACACAAAACAAAGUCAGACAGAAUCAACCUUCCUUGGGCACAGGCAAGGCCAGGAUGCUCUGUUCUCUCUCAGAUUUACAAAAGAUGAGAAUGGAUGAAAGGAUGGAGAGAACAAAAGAAACCGUACAGUGUUUCUCUGUGGUGCUUGCAGAGCUUUCAGUUUUUCUCCAUCCCCCUUGUCUCACCUCAGUCCUCAUACUUCAUUUCUGUAGCUGCUUCUGUGCUGCUGCCAUUAGGGCAUUUGGUGCCAGAGAAAGGACACCACCUCUUAAUAACAACUCGCUCAAAACCAGCUCAUGCUCAUGUGCUUCCACUGCACUGAAACCAGAAGGGAGAAGCUGAGCCCAAAUAUGCUCUAGUUUUACAAAAUCUCUUCCACACUUACUGAGCUGGGUAGUAAAGCCUCUCUCUUAGCGUAUCAAUCCUAAACUGGUGUGAAGAACAGGAGCUAGAAGGAACACGCAGUGAAUGUGUCACGUUGGACCGUCACACCCUGUUUUCUGUUAGAAAGCCAGGCACAGUGGGCUUCUGUGAUGAAACAUACACAUCUGAGGCAUCUCCAGCCUCCUCCCAGCAGGCCAUUGAAUGGUCUGUGUUAACUGCAACCUGAGUUGUCCUUGCCUUACAGAAAGCAACCAAAAAUCACAAGAUGGAUGAGUGAUUGGCUACGGGUCUCUGUAUGCACAGCUUGUGGACAUGAACUUGCAGUAGCAGCCACACCACAGGGGGUUUGUCUUGUUUUUAAAAGGAAUUUGAUUUCAUGGCUUUCUGUAGAAUAUUGUAAUAAUUCUGCUGUAAAUACAAUAAAAUCACAGUUUGCUGA
Messenger RNA from Colius striatus (speckled mousebird), 9396 nucleotides. RefSeq names its product STE20 like kinase (gene SLK). The transcript is spliced from 18 exons. The record is from RefSeq and is a predicted model, not a curated record. NCBI's taxonomy places the organism in Eukaryota, Metazoa, Chordata, Aves, Coliiformes, Coliidae. The coding region runs from base 671 to 4336 and encodes 1221 amino acids. Gene Ontology annotation, biological process: protein phosphorylation. Gene Ontology annotation, molecular function: protein serine/threonine kinase activity; protein binding; ATP binding.